Messenger RNA from Bipolaris zeicola 26-R-13, 1941 nucleotides. RefSeq lists its product as uncharacterized. The transcript has 3 exons. The coding region runs from base 1 to 1941 and encodes 646 amino acids. The record is from RefSeq and is a predicted model, not a curated record. Lineage: Eukaryota; Fungi; Ascomycota; Dothideomycetes; Pleosporales; Pleosporaceae.
AUGUUCACUGAAAACGAUGUGAAGAGCAUUUUUUCCCUCUUUCCCCCGCAGACUAGCGCAGAGUUUAUACCACAAUUUGCCCUAGCCUCCAGCGGUAAUGGUUUCGUUACUCUUCAGUUUGCCCAGGCACAGUUUCGAAGUCGUGUAACAAGAGAGACGGAACGAAUUCCAAUAUUUGAAUUGGCUAGCGAUCUGGAUAUAAGCACAACUCUUGUACACCAACUUGCGCGGAGCCAUCCAAAACUGUGCCUCUUAAGCGCAGAUCAAGAAAAGGUCAUUCCCGCUGAUGAGCGAGAUGCGUUACAGCAAAAACUUGCCGAUUUGCUCUCUUCAGGAGUGCACUCCAAGACCGAUUUGGUUUCCCAACAUGACAUAUGGCCCAAAAGUCUUGACGCCUUACUUGCAGACCAAACCCACGAUAUUGUAAACAUAGAUGGUUUUGUAUGUACAGGGGCUUACCAGGAAGAUAUUUCCAGAGAUAUUACUAGUAGAGUCAAGCAGGCACUCAAUGAACUACAAACCAUCACCAUCUUGCCAGAAGAUUUACCUGGCAGUCCACCGGCAUGGUUCAUAUUCCGGACUUUAGAAAAGGCACUAGAGUCCGAAAACCUCACAUCCCAAGUUACUAUCGAGCAAGACCCCAACCGUGUAGUCUGCACACCCAAGCAACUUGUAGAAUCAAAACGCAACGCAACAGUCGAGGAAUUGAAAAGCGGUACACUGGAGUGCUUGGAUCUAAAACAGUUUGCCGCAGAGUACUCAGAGCUAGUCCCAACCUAUGAAGACGCAGUAUCUUACUUCAAGGACAUUGAAGAAGUAGAUGUACUGGACUCUUUUGCUGUGUCAAAGCCAUGGAUAGCGCAGAUUGAGCAAAACUCCAUACGGAUACUCGCCCAAGAAGGCUCUACAUUGGAUGUCGCACAAUUAAUUGGCCCAUGUCUGCCUGCAGCUAUCAUAGAUCCGAUAGUCGCCAAAGUCAAAGAUUCUGUCGUCAACGCAUUCUCCGAAAGACCUCAAGAAGAAAGAAUCGUCCGCGUUGGUCACUUGAUCCUCACCGAAGCCCGGCGAACCUGCGCACUGGAUGAGCUAUCGGAAUACGCAAAAGCAGACGCAGAAUCCCAAUGGCAGCUUCUCCGCGCCGACCCCACAAGAACCGACGACAUAAAAUUCAACCGCGACAGAGUCCGAGCCUCGAUACCGAAACUAUGUCUCAUCCAGCGCUUCCUCGCCGACGAAAAGCCUGUGGAGAAACUCCUCGAAGAAACCUUCCUUCAGACCCUCACAUCUCUCGAGACACCAAACGAAGCAGACUUUGCAACCUACUGGACCGACCGCAUCCUCGCGCGCUUCCAAGUCUACAGGACAGGUCUGGGCCAUAUAUCUGACCAAAAACUACACGACCAACUCGCAGACUUACUCGCUACCUACGCACACAAAGACCUCAUCCCGGACACGAUCGCCAAAGCACGCGCACAGGGACUCGUACUAAGUCGCAAGACGCGCAAGAACAUUGCUCGAUUUUCUGGUAUCCUUGAUACGGCAAAGACAAUGGACAUCAGCGGCAUCACAUCUGCGCUGGAGAAAUUUGCAAAGAAGCAAGGUAUUCCUGCACCGUCGGAGGCGAGUCUGGAAGUUGCAAAACAAAGUAUGCUAGACGACAUGUUGAGGCGGUUACAGAAGCAAAAAGCGUCGGAUGGACCCGUGCUGUUUUUGAUGCUGGUAAUUGUCUUGUUCGCGCGGCACUACGAUGGCGUUGUGUAUGCUACGGGGAAGUUUGCGCCAAAACUGUUGAAGCUGUUGAAGGGGAAGAUGGGGGAGGAGCAGUAUGGGCAGGUGGAAAAGUGGAAGGAGGCGGCUAAGACGAGUAGUUUGAGUGUAGAGGAUAGGGCGGAGAUGGUGAAGAUGGCGGAGGCCAAGGAUAUUGUUGUUGUUGAAGGAUGA